AACCCGGAGGAUCGGUCGAUAAUCUUUUUGUUUCAGUUGCUUCUUUUCUUCCGCAUUGUCUGUCGCUCCAGUUCACUGUUCAACUCCGCUGCAGGUCGGCUCUCCUACUGGACAGAACCCACACAACCUCCCCUCCCUCCCCAUCACUUCAACAACGCCGCUGUGAGGAUGUUCCGUCGCUCUCGUCGCAUCGCAGCCCUCUCCGCCCUUCUGGGACUUAUCCUCCUCUACCACUUCUAUACCCUCCGCUCCGAGCUGCUACCACAUGAAAAUGACGAAGCCCGUCGCACCUUGCCUGAAUGCCCGCCCCUUCCGGGCAUCGAGGAUGUUCUCGUCGUGAUGAAGACCGGUGUCACGGAGUCUCUCGACAAAGUCCCCGUUCAUUUCCACACCACUCUCCGCUGUGUCCCCAACUACGUUAUAUUCUCCGACUAUGAGGAAGAGAUUGAAGGUGUCAAGAUCCACGAUGCCUUUGUUGGGAUGGAUACGAUCGUGCGAGACACCGUCGGUGACUUCAAUCUCUAUAACCGCCUCCGCGAACAAGGCCGCGCCGGUCUCGAUUCCGCCGACUUCGCUGACGAAGCCAAUUCUAAUAUCGGUAAACCCAAUAACCCGGGCUGGAAGCUUGAUAAGUGGAAGUUUCUUCCUAUGGUUCAACAAGCCCUGGCCUACAAGGAUGACGCCAAGUGGUACGUCUUUAUGGAAGCGGACACGUAUUUCUCGUGGCCGACGCUUCUUGCAUGGCUCGCGCACUUCGAUCCCAGCGAGCCGCAUUAUAUCGGAACCGAGACCCAAAUCGCAGAUGUCAUCUUCGCACACGGCGGAUCAGGCUUUCUCGUUUCCAAUCCCGCCAUGCAACUCGCUUCGAAAGAGUACGCCUCUCGUACUGUGGAAUUGAACGAGUACACCGACUGGCACUGGGCAGGUGAUUGCGUCCUGGGAAAGGUUCUCGCGGACGCUGGCGUACCCUUGCACUACUCCUGGCCCAUGCUGCAGAACUCCAACCUCGGCGAAAUCGAUGAGUUUGCCACGGGCUUCUAUCGCAAGCCGUGGUGUUUCCCCGCCGUCGCAUUACACCACUUAUCGUCCCGGGAUAUCCAAGACCUAUACGAAUAUGAACGUCGCAGAUGGCAAGAUGCGAACAAACACGUCCUUCUCCACCGCGACGUCUUCAAAGACCUCAUCUACCCCGAACUUUCCAAUGUCCGCGACAGCUGGGACAAUCUCUCCGACGAAGAACACGCUGAAGUCACCACUUUCCACGAAUGCCAGUCUUUGUGUGCCGACUCGCGCAGUUGCGCCCAGUUCGUCCUGCGCGCUGGGGUGUGCUUCCUCGGCGAAACGCCGCGAUUGGGUGUCCGGAACCCCAACGCUCGGUCCGGGUGGAUCCUGAAUACAAUCGACAAGAUGAUCGAGCACGCGCCACGGUGUGGUCGCCCAGACUUCGGCUUAUAGAUUUUCGUCCACGGACAGCACAAAUCAAGACCCAUAAAAAUGUCAGAAAUAUUCGCAGGUCGAAUAAUUCUAUUUACAAGUCGUUGAGACGUUCUCUAUGCUUUUUUCCUUGUUCGAAGGCGGUGCGAUUAUUGUGUUAUCAGGUCUACCCUUUUAGAUGUACAGUACAUUCCCUCCCCCGUUUCUUGCCGUUUCUCCAGUAUAGCAGGACACUUGCAUGCAUUGCAGUGGAU
Molecule: messenger RNA, 1688 nt
Organism: Aspergillus homomorphus CBS 101889
Lineage: Eukaryota; Fungi; Ascomycota; Eurotiomycetes; Eurotiales; Aspergillaceae
Product: glycosyltransferase family 31 protein
Exons: 2
Coding region: 169-1455 (428 amino acids)
Cellular component (GO): membrane
Molecular function (GO): glycosyltransferase activity
Source: RefSeq, a predicted model, not a curated record